AUGCUGCAGGAGGGCAGCAUUGCCCGGUUGGCUGGGCUGCAAUCUCAGCCGCUCCUCAACGGCGUCACGGUGAAAGUGGUCAAGUACCAGAGUCUGAAGCAGCGAUAUGUCGUGACAUUCCCCGGCGGCGAGCGCGGGCGAGCGACGUUCAAGCCAGAGAACCUGCUCCCGCUUAACAGCAUUGUGCCGGCCAGAGUGGAGGUUUCUAUCGGCGCCUCCAUCGACCUCACGGAGGACUUGCCCAGAGUGGACGCUUCUGUCGGCGCCUCCAUCGACCUCACGGAGGACUCGCCGCAGCCGCCGCCCUCCUUUUGCCAGCUUCGCGACCACGCGACCGAACCGGAGCGGCCGUGGGCGAUUUCGUUUCGCGAGAUGAUCGAGCCGGCCGAGUCUGUGACGCACGUGCUGCUGUCGUCGUUUGGGCACGCUCGCAGCCAGCUGGACGAGCUGCGGCGGAGGCUCGAGGCCACCUGCCCGCGCCUCGAGGAGGUCCUCCUCGUGUCUGACUGGCGCAACACGGACGGCGUCGGCGCCAGCAGGGACGGCCCAGUCGGCGCGAGCGAAGGCUUCGCCAACAACCCGCACUACGUGGCGUGCCCGGCGGCGAGCGAGGACGGCAAGACCGCCUUUCGCGUGCGGUGCGCCGUCCUCUACCCGCCCCUCGCAGGCGACGAGCCGGAGCGCGCGCCCGCCAAGGCGUGA
Molecule: messenger RNA, 702 nt
Organism: Emiliania huxleyi CCMP1516
Lineage: Eukaryota; Haptophyta; Isochrysidales; Noelaerhabdaceae
Exons: 1
Coding region: 1-702 (233 amino acids)
Source: RefSeq, a predicted model, not a curated record